This is a messenger RNA of Tremella mesenterica DSM 1558, 1203 nucleotides long. RefSeq lists its product as uncharacterized. The transcript has 10 exons. Gene Ontology annotation, cellular component: ESCRT-0 complex. Gene Ontology annotation, molecular function: ubiquitin binding; phosphatidylinositol binding. Bases 1 to 1203 code for a protein of 400 amino acids. The record is from RefSeq and is a predicted model, not a curated record. Gene Ontology annotation, biological process: protein transport to vacuole involved in ubiquitin-dependent protein catabolic process via the multivesicular body sorting pathway. Lineage: Eukaryota; Fungi; Basidiomycota; Tremellomycetes; Tremellales; Tremellaceae.
AUGUUCUCAGCAGCUCCAAACCCUUAUGACGAACUUGUUGGUAAAGCGACCGAUGAGAAUCUCGCGUCCGAGGAUUGGGCUUUGAAUCUUGAAGUGUGUGAUAAAGUCUUGAGUGAGGGUCAGAAUGGUUCGAGACAGGCGGUGGCGGCAUUGCAAAAGAGAUUGGCUCAUCGGAAUCCCAACGUUCAACUAUAUGCUCUAGAGUUGGCCAACACCCUGGCGCAGAAUUGUGGCAAGUCGUUGUUGGAAGAAUUAUCGUCACGCAAUUGGACAUCUGCCCUGGAUCGUCUUGUCAACGAUAGAACGACAAACGCUCUCGUCAAGAAGAAAGCCCUGGCUUAUAUCAAAGCAUGGGCUAAGCAAUUCGAGGAUACUGGAGAUCCCAAUCUUGGUCUCAUGGGAGAAUUAUACGAUCAGCUACGAGCCAAAAAUAUGCAAUUUGACGAUGUUGAGCCUGUCCCAGAGAACACAGAUGACCUUCGUCGGCGAGCGGAGGAGGAAGAGCUCCAAAGAGCCUUAGAGAUAUCCAAGCAAGACAAAGGGGGACGUUUCAACCCCCCAUCGUCAUCCGCCAACACCGGUGGAUCCUCAUCUCAACCGUACCCUCCUACUCGAUCUCAGCCCGUACAACCAGCUCCAGUACAACCUACUAUUCCUUCACCAGAGCUGGUGCCCGUAUUGGACCUGAACACCGCCACGAGAGUCAGGGCGUUGUACACUUUCACCUCGGCCGAAGUCGGCGAACUCAAUUUCGAACGAGGAGACAUCAUCAAGGUUCUCGAUAGGGGUUUCAAGGAAUGGUGGCGUGGAGCUUGCAAUGGAAAGAUUGGGAUCUUCCCGGUGACAUAUGUGGAAGCUAUCCCAGAACCCUCACCGCGCGAGCUGCAGGAAGAGGCGCAAGAGGAGGCCAGGGUUUUUGCUUCUCUCGGUCUGGUCGACCAACUGCUCAAGACUUUGAAAAGUGUGGACACUUCACGCGGAGAUCGUCUGGAUGAUCGGCCCGAGAUUGAAGAGAUGUAUCAGGCUAGUGUAGCUCUGCAAGGGCAGAUCAACGCUCUCAUCAAGAAAUACUCAGACCAGAAAGCGGAGUUGGAACAUAUGAACGCCAACUUUCUACGAGCCAUGAGGCAAUAUGAAGAGCUUCGUGGUCCUCCCAUGGUGGCUCCUCGUAUGUGUUCCAGUUUUACAGACUUCUUCCUCUGA